AUGUCGCGCGCUCAAAAUGGAUGUCGGGGCGGUGGUCGUGGAACCAAGGAACCACUCCUCAUUGACGCGGUCAUUGGCAAAGUGAUUAAAAGCAACCGUAGGAACCUAUCCGCCGCCUGGAUAGACUACAAAAUGGCAUUUGACUCGGUGCCUCAUACAUGGCUGAAGAGGGUCCUCGAGCUGUACAAGGUUGACUGUACAGUUAGAGACUUCCUCGCGCAGUGUAUGGGGCAGUGGAGUACGAUCCUUUGUCAUCUAGGCGAGCGGAUGACGGCUGCGGAGAACCACAUAAGGAUAAGAAGGGGUAUCUUCCAGGGCGAUUGUCUGAGUCCAAUCUGGUUCUGCCUCUCUCUGAACCCUCUCAGUACCUUACUGGAGGGCUCCGGGAGGGAAUUUUAG
Molecule: messenger RNA, 399 nt
Organism: Parnassius mnemosyne (clouded apollo)
Lineage: Eukaryota; Metazoa; Arthropoda; Insecta; Lepidoptera; Papilionidae
Source: the annotation of a GenBank genome assembly